This is a messenger RNA of Syzygium oleosum, 1050 nucleotides long. RefSeq lists its product as uncharacterized. The record is from RefSeq and is a predicted model, not a curated record. The coding region runs from base 143 to 736 and encodes 197 amino acids. The transcript is spliced from 2 exons. NCBI's taxonomy places the organism in Eukaryota, Viridiplantae, Streptophyta, Magnoliopsida, Myrtales, Myrtaceae.
GUCCCCCCACCACUACUACUUCUUCAUCUUCUUCUUCUUCGUCACUCUACACAGCCUGCUCCCUCUGCUCGUCAAGGGGAGCAACACCAGCCCAGAAACGCCGCAGUAGCACAGCGGAAGCACCACCACCACCACCACACAAAUGUCGACGAAGUCUCCAAUCUUCCCCAUUCCGGAGCCCCAGCACUUCAGCGACUACGGCUUCGACCCUCAGCUCGACUUCUUCCAGGUUUUGGGCGAAGCGAGGAGGCACAAGCGAGACGCGGCCGCCGCGAGGCCCAUCGACUCCAUCCACUUCAAGCUCCAGAAGCCCAUCUCCAAGGACGACCACCACCACCACCACCACAAAUCCAAGAGGCCUUCGUCGUCGUCGUCCUUCCACAAGUUCAAGAACAAGACCCGGUGGUGGAGGAACGCGCUCCUCUUCUUCAAGCGGUGGGCCCACCACCACCAGCAGUGCGACCGCAUCGAGGACCCGCACCGCACCGUGUCCAGGCCCCCCUUCCGGGGCUCCGUGUCCGGGCCCGUGUACCUGGCCGAGAGCAGGAGCGUGCCCCCCGGGACGCCGUACCGGACGGCGAGCAGGCCGUCGUCGGGGCCGCUCGCGGGGACGCUGACGCCGGCGAGGAAGGGGGACGUGGAGGUGCCGUACGUGAGCCUCCGGGAGCUCAACACGGAGCCGCCGCCGCCGAGGACCUCCACCUCCUCCGCAUUCCCCAUUUACCUGGUCACUUGAGCUCCUUCUGCCCCCACCCCCCCACUUCCUUUCGUCUCUGAAAAGGAGGAAAGGCUUUUCAUCCUCCUCCUUUUCGUGUUUGCUGCUAACUUCUUUUCACUUUUCGUUUUCACUUCUUUUUAGAACAGUGAAACUGGCGAACCUCGUGCAUUGACCCAGUCAGCUCGCGAAAUCGCAACCUCUUUUUUUUUUAACCUUUUUCUGAUCAUGUUUCGGUGAGCAAGAAUGCGCAAAUCAAUGUGAUGGCAUUAGAACGAACGAUGUACAAGACCAUAAAUUUAAGAAAAACAUAUGCUCAGAGGAUUAUUGUUUAA